Messenger RNA from Volvox carteri f. nagariensis, 408 nucleotides. RefSeq lists its product as uncharacterized. NCBI's taxonomy places the organism in Eukaryota, Viridiplantae, Chlorophyta, Chlorophyceae, Chlamydomonadales, Volvocaceae. The record is from RefSeq and is a predicted model, not a curated record. The transcript has 2 exons. The annotation marks the transcript as partial.
AUGGGCCCUCCGGGCCCUUUCCAGUCGCAUCCGCGACACCCCAGCAUGGGCCCUCCGGGCCCCUUCCAGUCGCAUCCGCGACACCCCAACAUGGGCCCUCCGGGCCCCUUCCAUCGCAUUCACGACACCCCAGCAUGGGCCAUCCGGGCCCCUUCCAGUCGCAUCCGCAACCCCAGCAUAGGUCCUCCGGGCCCCUUCCAGUCGCAUCCGCGCCAUUCCAGCAUGGGCCCUCCGGGCCCUUGCCAGUCGCAUCCGCGACCCCCCAGCAUGGGCCCUCCGGGCCCCUUCCAGUUGCAUCCGCGACACCCCAGCAUGGGCCAUCCGGGUCCCUUCCAGUCGCAUCCGCGACACCCCAGCAUGGGGCAUCCGGGCCCCUUCCAGUCGCAUCCGCGACACCCCAGCAUGGGC